This is a messenger RNA of Mercenaria mercenaria, 2904 nucleotides long. Its product is annotated as cell division cycle 5-like protein. Lineage: Eukaryota; Metazoa; Mollusca; Bivalvia; Venerida; Veneridae. The transcript is spliced from 19 exons. The coding region runs from base 108 to 2525 and encodes 805 amino acids. Gene Ontology annotation, molecular function: RNA polymerase II transcription regulatory region sequence-specific DNA binding; DNA-binding transcription factor activity, RNA polymerase II-specific. The record is from RefSeq and is a predicted model, not a curated record. Gene Ontology annotation, cellular component: spliceosomal complex; Prp19 complex. Gene Ontology annotation, biological process: regulation of transcription by RNA polymerase II; mRNA splicing, via spliceosome.
ACGACUCACCGUUUAGAUUGGAAAACGUUUUCUGAUUUUUCUCUUUUUUCCGUUCAAGAAUUCUAUAAGAUAUCUUAAUUUGUUUGCUGCAUUUUAAUUUCCUCAACAUGCCUCGUAUAAUGAUUAAGGGUGGUGUUUGGAGGAACACCGAGGAUGAGAUUCUUAAGGCGGCUGUGAUGAAAUAUGGCAAAAAUCAGUGGGCAAGAAUUGCAUCAUUGUUACACAGGAAGUCAGCCAAACAGUGCAAAGCUAGAUGGUAUGAGUGGCUGGAUCCCAGCAUUAAGAAGACAGAAUGGAGCAGGGAAGAAGAAGAAAAAUUGCUACAUCUGGCUAAACUUAUGCCUACCCAGUGGCGUACCAUAGCCCCUAUAGUAGGACGUACAGCAGCACAGUGUCUCGAGCAUUAUGAAUAUUUACUAGACAAGGCACAGAAUCGUGAUGAGAGUGAGGAUGACCCUCGGAGGCUUAAACCCGGAGAGAUUGACCCUAAUGCUGAAACGAAGCCAGCCAAGCCAGAUCCUGUUGAUAUGGAUGAAGAUGAGUUGGAAAUGUUGUCAGAAGCAAGAGCAAGAUUGGCAAACACCCAGGGUAAGAAAGCAAAGAGGAAAGCUCGUGAAAAACAGCUGGAAGAGGCUCGUAGAUUGGCUGCCUUACAGAAACGUAGAGAACUCAGAGCUGCUGGAAUAGAAAUAAAGAAGAAGGCUAGGAGGAAGAGAGGUGUAGACUACAAUGCAGAGGUUCCCUUUGAGAAGAAACCAGCACCUGGAUUUCACGACACAUCUGAAGAAAACUAUGAUCCCUUGGACCCAAAUUUCAAGCGUCUGAGACAGCAAGAUCUUGAUGGAGAGAGAAGAGAUGCAAAGGAGGAGAGAGAAAGAAGAAAAGAUAAAGAUAAACAGAAGAAAAGAAAAGAGAGUGACUUACCAGGACAUAUAGCGGGACAAAGCAAUUUCCAGGAGCCAAUUAAGAAAAGGAGUAAACUUGUAUUACCAUCACCCCAGAUCUCAGAGGCUGAAUUGGAAGAGGUGGUGAAGGUAGGAUACGCCAGUGAGAAUGCUCGAGCCCAAGCCGAGGAGUCCGGCAUGCAGAAUGGAGCUACACAGAGUUUGUUACAGGACUACUCAGUCACACCAGGUAGCUCUGUACUGAGAACACCAAGAACACCUGCCCUCGCUUCUGAUGUUCUUAUGCAGGAAGCCCAGAACAUAAUGGCUCUUACAAAUGUUGACACACCACUGAAGGGAGGCCUCAAUACGCCCCUGCAUAACUCUGACUUCAGUGGGGCUACACCCCAGCAGAGGAACAUCCAGACCCCGAACACCGUGCUCGGAACACCUUUCAGAACACCAGGACCUGGGGAGGAGGGAGGUAUGACACCACAUGGAAUGACCCCUAUGAUCACACAGAAUGGGCAACCUGGUGUCACGCCCAUGAGAACACCUAUGAGAGAUAAACUUAACAUUAAUCAGGGGGAUGACUUUGAAUCAGGAACUUUUGAACAGCAAGACCCAAGAGAUCAGUUGAGGCGAGGGUUAGCAGGACUACCACAGCCGAAAAAUGAUUUUGAGAUUCUGGUUCCCGAGGACAUGAAUGAGGACCUAGAUGAAGCUGGAGACCAACAUCAGUAUAUUGAGGACCAGGCAGAACUUGAUGCAAGAUCUGAAGCAGAUAAAAGGGCAAGAAUGGAGAAAGAAUUGAAGUUACAGUCUCACUCUGUACAGAGAGACCUUCCACGACCAUAUGAUGUCAAUGAAAAUAUUUUGAGAGAUGUAGGACCCGGAGACCCUCCCUUAACUGACCUACAGAAGGCCGAGGAGCUGGUGAAGCGUGAAAUGUUGAUCAUGUUGCAUCACGAUGCAGCCUACAAUGCCACAGAAGCUCAGCUUGGGAUCACACCGGGCUCCAAGAAGAACCAGCCCAGUCAGAAGAGUGUAGCUAACCAGGCCGCACAUAUUGCUUUCCUUAAAGAGCACCCACUACAGAAAGUUUCAGAGGAGGAGAUUGAACAGGCUAGAGAGUUGUUACAUCAGGAGAUGGAGGUUGUUAAACGAGGAAUGGGUCAUGGCGACCUAUCUCUUGAGGCGUUCUCGCAAGUGUGGGAUGAAUGCUAUUCCCAAGUGUUGUAUCUCCCGUCACAAGGCAGGUACACGAGGGCAAACCUGGCUAGCAAAAAAGACAGGAUAGAAUCUCUUGAGAAAAGAUUAGAGAAUAACAGGUCUUAUAUGACAAAAGAUUCUAAAAAAGCUGCAAAACUUGAAAAGAAAUUGAAAAUUUUAUUGGGAGGAUACCAGUCUAGAAGUCAAGGUUUAUUCAAACAAGUAACAGAAUUACAUGAGCAGCUUGAACAGACGUUUGUUGAGUUAACAACAUUUGAAAAUCUACGCCAACAUGAGGUUGGAGCUAUACCCAAGAGAAUGGAGUCAUUGACAGAAGAUGUUGUUCGGCAAACAGAGCGUGAACGAGAAUUACAGAAACGUUACAGUGAUCUCCAGUUCCGAAUGUCAUUGUUACAAGUCACAAAAUGAUCGUCAUUCCAUAAAAACUUUCAUCUUACAGUCAUAGGAACAUUUUGUACAUUACUCAUCCGACAUUUGUAUAAUUGUGAGCAACAUGUUGGCAGAUGGCUGAAAGUACUCUGCCAAUUUCACUGAAAAUUCUGUUGUUUUUUUUUACUAGGUGUGCAUAAAUAAGCUAAACACACUUAAGAAGCAUAUACAUAUGUUUUCCUAGAAUGUAAUUUUUUUUUUACAUUUUACAUGACAAAUAUUAAGAGUUUAAAUGUGUGACCUUAUAUGAACUUGUUUACAUCUUUUGUUUUAUAAAUUGACCAACAUAUAAAUUGAUUGGCAUAUGUCACAUGUACCAUGUAAAUUUGUAAAGAGAAAUUAUUGAAUAUUAUAUCCA